Populus euphratica (Euphrates poplar) is the source of this 1268-nucleotide messenger RNA. RefSeq lists its product as uncharacterized. The record is from RefSeq and is a predicted model, not a curated record. Lineage: Eukaryota; Viridiplantae; Streptophyta; Magnoliopsida; Malpighiales; Salicaceae. The transcript has 4 exons. The coding region runs from base 283 to 885 and encodes 200 amino acids.
UCAACGAAAACAAAAAGAAAAAACAAUUCCCCAACGGAGAAAAGGGCAGACUCGGAACCAGAACAGCCCAUUAAAUGAAAAUGAAAUGAAAAUUUAGAACCCUAAAGACCGCAACCCUCCUCCGUCCGUUCUCAAAGUCAGGUCUAGACCCUUCCUCCUCUCUCAAGCCCUCCCUCUCUAGCUGUAACUGCAAAUUCUGUGCUUCGCUUUCUGUUUUUCAAUAAUAAUAAUAACAAGUAGCAGUACAUAGCAGUGGAUGGGUAAAUAAAAGAAAACAAAUAAAUGAUGAUCCACAUAAUCAGACGAGGAUCCGCUCGAUCCACUAUUUCUAAGGUGUUUGAUGAGGUGGCCAAUGCCAUACAUGGGGCGAAUAUGCAGUGGCGUGCAAGGUCAUAUGCCGCGUCGGUUCCUUCUCACAUGCCAAAAAGUCACAAAGCUCAGAAGAGAGUUUCCAAAGAUGACCGGCGAGCUAUGGUGGAAUCUUAUGUAAACAAGUACAGGGAAACACAUGCUGGAAAAUCUCCAUCCAUUUCUGGUGACCGUCUCUAUUUUGCUAGGAAAGCUUUUAAAGAACUAGAUAUAGAAUCAAUGUUUUCAUCCUCAAACAGUGGAAACAAGAGCGUUUUAGGAAAGGAGCUUCCUAUCGUGCGUGAGCCGUUGGUUAAAGUUAAGAACAUGUCACCUGGAGGUGCAAUGUCAGAUAUGAGAACUCAAUGUGACCCACGUGCAGUUCCUCUCAAUGAUGUAGGUGACACAAGCUACAGAUAUCUAGAAGUGGAGGGAGGGCUGCAAACUUGUGAGAAGAUGGUCUCUCAAGAGUUUGGAAACCCCAUUUCUCCUGUACAGGGAAACACAUGCUGGAAAAUCUCCAUCCAUUUCUGGUGACCGUCUCUAUUUUGCUAGGAAAGCUUUUAAAGAACUAGAUAUAGAAUCGAUGUUUUCAUCCUGAAACAGUGGAAACAAGAGCGUUUUAGGAAAGGACCUUCCUAUCGUGAGGGAACCGUUGGUUAAAGUUAAAAAGCCUGUCAUCUGGAGGUGCAAUGCCAGAUAUGAGAAGUAAAAACUGCCGUUGAAUACCUUUUGAUCUAAUGCUGCAAAAACUGUCAUGACAAUUCUCCAUGUUCUUGCGAUGCUGCUCUUCGGAGUUUCUUAAAUAUUGCAGAAGCAGUCGUCAAAAGAUCUUUGACUUGUUUGAUGAUGUUUUCUAACCUUCCAUUUUUUCAUGUUUGAUUACACAUUAAAAUAAUUAGUAGACAAAAUUGCUCAAA